AUGAAGUUGAACGUCUCCUACCCGGCCAACGGGUCGCAGAAGCUCAUCGAGGUCGAAGAUGAGCGCAAGCUUCGUGUUUUCAUGGACAAGCGCAUGGGCAACGAAGUCCCAGCUGACAGCCUUGGUGAUGAGUGGAAGGGAUACAUCGUCCGCAUCACUGGCGGCAAUGACAAGCAAGGCUUUCCCAUGAAGCAGGGUGUGAUGCUUCCUACCCGUGUCCGACUUCUCCUCUCCGAAGGCCACUCCUGCUACCGACCUCGCCGAACUGGUGAACGCAAGCGCAAGUCAGUCCGUGGCUGCAUUGUCGCUCAAGACCUGUCUGUCCUGGCUUUGUCUAUCGUCAAGCAAGGCGAGGGCGAGAUCCCAGGUCUCACCGACGUUGUCAACCCUAAGCGAUUGGGACCCAAACGUGCCACCAAGAUCCGACGAUUCUUUGGUUUGAGCAAACAAGACGAUGUCCGCAAAUUUGUCAUCCGUCGAGAAGUCAUCCCCAAGAAGGAGGGCGCCAAGCCAUACACCAAGGCCCCCAAGAUCCAGAGACUCGUUACACCUCAACGCAUGCAACACAAGAGACACCGAAUCGCCCUGAAGAGAAGACGUGCCGAGGCGUCCAAGGAUGCUGCCAACGAGUAUGCUCAACUCCUUGCCAAGCGUGUGCAUGAGGAACGUGAGAAGAGAACCGAGCUCCGAAAGCGACGCGCUUCCUCCAUGAGAAAGUAA
Exophiala spinifera is the source of this 720-nucleotide messenger RNA. Its product is annotated as 40S ribosomal protein S6-B. The record is from RefSeq and is a predicted model, not a curated record. The transcript has 4 exons. Gene Ontology annotation, molecular function: structural constituent of ribosome. Gene Ontology annotation, cellular component: ribosome. Bases 1 to 720 code for a protein of 239 amino acids. Lineage: Eukaryota; Fungi; Ascomycota; Eurotiomycetes; Chaetothyriales; Herpotrichiellaceae. Gene Ontology annotation, biological process: translation.